Tetrahymena thermophila SB210 is the source of this 2136-nucleotide messenger RNA. RefSeq lists its product as hypothetical. NCBI's taxonomy places the organism in Eukaryota, Ciliophora, Oligohymenophorea, Hymenostomatida, Tetrahymenidae. The record is from RefSeq and is a predicted model, not a curated record. The transcript has 2 exons.
AUGAUAUCCAAAUCAUUAAAGGUAAUCUUAUAAUUAGCAAAGCAAAAGGAUAAAAAGAAGUUUUUGAAUGCAAUUGAAGAUACUAAAGUUUUAGAUAACUUAGAUAAGCUUAACUGUAAAGAUACCUCAUAGUUAAUUUAUUCAUUUUCAAAGGUGGAUAUUAAUGACAUGAGAUAUUGGAAACUGCUGAAUAAGUAGUUUUUAAAAAUACAAUCUGGAAUGAACACUUUUGAUCUUAUUAUGUGUUCUUAUGCAUUUGCAAAGAACUAUCUUUCCAGCCCUAGCAGAUACAUGCAUAAAGAGAAUUAAGAAGUUAUAAACAUGAUUUGGUAGCAACUAGAAGUUUCCAUUUUAAAAAAUUAGAAUGAAUUAAUGAUUUAGCAAUAACAAUCUUCUAAUAUUGGGCUCCUAAUGUACUCCUUUCAUAUCUUAAAUAAAGGAAGUCCUCAAUUAUGGAAUAUGAUGUUAGGUAUACUAAUUAAUUAGAUUCAAAAUAUAGAUUAAAGGAAUUUAGCUAUGUGUUGUUAUGUUUUGAGCAAGAGAAAUAUAGGAGAUGAUAGUGUAUGGAAAAAUAUUGCAAAUCAUGUCAUUGAUGACUUAAAAUAAUUCACAUGGAAGAAUGUUAUUAUCAUAAUUUACAGUUUUAGCAGAAUGAAUAAGGGAGAUUCAGAGCUUUGGUAAGUAUUUGAAGAAACAGUCAUUUAUUAGACUUAGAGAAGAUCUUUAUCAGAAAAGCAUGUAAAUUAGAAAGGAGGCACUAUAUUACCAGCCAGAGAUAUUAGUUAAAUUUUAUGGAGUUUUGCAAGCUUAAAACAAGGAAGUCAAGAGUUUUGGGAAACAAUGGAGAACCUUUUAAUAGAUAACUCUUCCAACAUGGAUUUUAAAACAUUUAAUAAAUGCUUAUUUUCAUUUUACUUUGCUGAAAAAGGUUCUUAGGAAUUUUGGAAAUUUAUAUCUGAAAUGUAGUUAUACAUUCCUUCAAAGUUUGAUGUAUCUAUAUUAGAUGAUAUUCUCUUUUUAUCUAGAAUUUAUUAGGCUAAAAUGGAUGAGAAAAUUGCAUCAUUCAAUUUUGCUCCUUUGGUUUAAAAAUUCUCUUAGAUUUUAUAGAGCAAUGAAGGAGAAUAAAUUUUAUUAGAAAGUAGAGCUAAAAUUAGUUAUCACUAAAUUUUACUUGAAAAGGAGUAAAAUUUAUUGCAAAAAAAAAUAAUUGAUGCUUAUGUCAAAAAAAUAGAUAUAGCAGCCAGAUAACAAGAAUAAAAGAGUUGGCUUUAGUUAUAUAUAGAUUUUUCUUACAUGAUUUACACUUUAAAUCUGCAAGAUAAAUUCACAGAUAGUUAAAUUUAAGCAAAUCACACGUUUAUUAAAAACAUAAAAAUCAAUAACAAAAAUACAGACUAAGGUUUGAGUGAAUCAUAGUAAGAAACUGACAAAAAUAAUAUCUUAAUUGGAGAAAAACAAAAUAGUCAAUAUGCAAAGUUAUAUUCUGCAAUUGCAUGGAUACUUCAUUUAAAUAUAAAUAGAUCCAAAAAUAUCAAGUUUGAGCAUAAGUUAGAACUCCUGGAGUUCUUGUAUAAUAAUUACAAAAUAUUCAUAGAAGCUGAUAAAAAAUUCUCUUAAAUGGUUUUAAAAAUAUUGCAACCAAACUCUGAUGACAGUCAUUAUUUUGAUUUCUUUUUAUAAAAAUUGUCUUCUUAAACAGUAAUUAAUCCAAUUUAGCACCUUUAUAUGAUAUUUUUGGUUUGUAAUAAGUACAACUAUAGAUUAGACACUUACAAUUUGAAGUUUUUACUAGCUUAACCAAAAAAUAUGGAGAUAUUUGAGCAAGAAUAUUCAACAAUUAUUGCCAAAUACAAAUAAAUGUACUAAGACCCUACAAGUUUUGAUAUUAAAGUCUUGUUGAAUCAAGUUUUAUCUCAUUUUAUGUUCUAAAAUUAAAAAGUAGAAGAUAUUCUUCGCUAUUAGAAGGAUAGUUAACAAUAGAUACAAUAAUAACAAUAACAAUAAUAAUCAUACAUAACUUUUGCAUCUGAAUUUUAAUAAAUUCAAAAAGACAAUCAAAAUUACCAAAAAGAUAAUGAUUAUGAGGAAAUAAAAUCAUUUAUGCUUAAUAAUUAAAAUUUAGAAGAGAAAAUUUGA